AUGGCGUUGCCACCCACACCCACCGCCGGCGCCCUGCAGCCGCCGCCGUCUUGCAGCCGUGCUGCGCCCCACCUCCCCAUGGCCGCCGCACCCCGCCUCGGCCUCGCCUGUCCCCGCCGCCUCGCGCCCGAUCCCCAUCUCCCUCCGCGCGCCAGCAUCCGACCUCCUCCUUGCUCCCAUGGCGUUGCCACCCACACCCACCGCCGGCGCCCUGCAGCCGCCGCCGUCUUGCAGCCGUGCUGCGCCCCACCUCCAUGGCCGCCGCACCCCGCCUCGGCCUCGCCUGUCCCCGCCGUCCUUCUCCAUCGCGACGCCUCCCCUUCUCCUGCUCCUACACCGACCUGA
This is a messenger RNA of Aegilops tauschii subsp. strangulata, 345 nucleotides long. The record is from RefSeq and is a predicted model, not a curated record. NCBI's taxonomy places the organism in Eukaryota, Viridiplantae, Streptophyta, Magnoliopsida, Poales, Poaceae.